This is a messenger RNA of Naegleria gruberi, 513 nucleotides long. RefSeq lists its product as uncharacterized. The transcript has a single exon. The record is from RefSeq and is a predicted model, not a curated record. Lineage: Eukaryota; Heterolobosea; Eutetramitea; Acrasida; Naegleriidae. Bases 1 to 513 code for a protein of 170 amino acids.
AUGCCAAAGAGAAAACUCAUCGAAAGAGCAGAAGAAGACAGCAAGGAGGGACUAAAGCAAAGUCUACAACAAGUAAUUAAGGGAAUUGUGGAAGAUGAAGGAAAACUUGAGGCUUUUGUGAGAUUUUGUGAAAGAGCAAUCAUUUCCGAAAAUCAGGAUCUUCCCUAUUGGGCAAAAGAAAGUGCACCUUUCUUCUCAACACUCGACAUUACACCUAUGAGUUGGAAACCUGAUUUUUCAUUCCCAAAGGAAAGUUUGGAAAGGAUUACCGACAUUUACCAAGAGAAAGAUAGCUGGGAAAAGUUUGAAAGUUUAAAGCUAGAGCUCGAAUCCUCUUUUGAAGGGUGCAGAGCCAGUAUUGGGACAGUUAUGGAGUUGUUAUGUUCGACACGAAAGUUGUUCGAUAUUUAUAAAAGAAGAGAACCUUUGGGAGACAUGGUAGUGUCUUCAGCCAUUAAUAGUCUAUUUAAUGCACUAUGUUCAAAUUUUAACAAUAUCAGUUUGAAUGGGUAA